Aspergillus nidulans FGSC A4 is the source of this 9672-nucleotide messenger RNA. Its product is annotated as putative fermentation associated protein (Csf1). Bases 1 to 9672 code for a protein of 3223 amino acids. The record is from RefSeq and is a predicted model, not a curated record. Lineage: Eukaryota; Fungi; Ascomycota; Eurotiomycetes; Eurotiales; Aspergillaceae. Gene Ontology annotation, cellular component: membrane. The transcript has 4 exons.
AUGGAUCUAGCAGGAAGACAUGCCACUCCAGCGACUAUCACUGCAGCUCGAGCUAAGCUCGAGCCUGUUCCACCGGAUGAUGAGGCUGUUAUCAUUGUUGCCAUAACCACUCGCGGUACGGAGUACUCGACCGCAAUAUGCACAGCCAGAUUGGCGAAGUCUCCUGCGAGAAUAUCUGGCUUACCAGAAGGCUGCACCAGUGUGCUUUUCUUCCUGCUCUACUUUAACCGUCUCUUCGCGGCUCUCUUAUCGUACGGGAUACGGGCAUACACGUGGCAUUAUUACCGCGCCUAUGUCGACAUCAACGCGCUUCAAAUUUCCCUAAUAGGAGGAAGGAUAUUCUUCAAGGGCAUCCGAUAUCACGGCGUGAACGAGACGAUUUUCAUACACGGAGGAUUUCUCACCUGGAACUUCUGGAAGCACGCAGUGAGGCGCACGGAUUUCUCGCGCACCGGGGUACAAAACACAGAAGAUACUGAAUAUGCUGGUAAUAGAAAUGGUAGCAUUGGCGAGAAAGGAGGGGUCGACUGCCCGGCCGCCCUCCCUUGUCGAAUCACGGCUAAAUUCUACGGUUUGGAAUGGUUUAUAUACAAUCGGACGCCGGCUUAUGAUAGUAUCCUCACUGGAUUCAAAACGGCAGCGGCAGCAUCAACUCAAUCACCUGACUCUGAGAGCGUAUUAUCAGACGCGAGUUUGAAGGAAAACCAAACCGUCGCACCGUCUUCAAACGAGUCCUCCCCUGAACAGGCAAAUGCUGCUGAUGGUAGCACUGCUCGCCAUGGGCGCACCAUGGAAACAUACACUUCCCAAGAGGGUGCACCCGGUGAACAGGAUACUAGGGACAGCUUGUCUGGUUUGCUCCAGCUUUUGCCGGUAAAACUUGAAUGUGACAAAGGUGCUAUAGUAAUGGGGAAUGAGAAUACAAGAUCGGUCUUGACUACGACAUUUGAUUCUGCAACUGGUUUGAUCGAGGCUUGUUGCGCUGCGAGCCCACUGGACCUUUACCGGCAAGUGUUUAGCUUCAAAUUCGAUCAUCCCGUUGUGCAAAUGAGACCCAACCCAGAUUACAAACAGACCCAACUUGCCGCUGCCAGACGUCUGAGCACGGUACGCGAAGAAAAGCCUGGCGUGAAGAGGAAGAGAGAUACUGUUUUCAACUACCAGUUCCAGAAGCGCAGAAUUUGGCACUCUGUCCGUGAUCUCAUACCAUACUUUCAAACCUCAGUCGAGUCAUUCCACGUACUUGACCGGCGCACUGGUCAGGACACACGGCAUACAACUAACGUCAACCAUGACACACGUUGGGUUGGUCUCUCCCGUUAUCUAGAUCAAGGCAGUCAAGAUGAUCACUCUGAAUGGGAUGCUAUAGAAUACGGCAGGUUUUCCACAGUUUUGGAUAGCCCUAGCAUGAUUGUCGUCUAUUUUUGGGACAAUCCCGGGGUUGUCAAAGCACAUUCCGUUGCGGAGGGGCCUCCACCUCCGAGAUCUUCGGACAUAAAUGGCGCGUCUCCCCCGGAAUGGGGAAUUGACGUGAAAGUUGCCGGUGGAAUGAUAAACUACGGCCCUUGGGCUGAUAGAGAACGUGUGGGUCUGCAAAAUAUCUUCUUUCCUAAUGCCUACCGGAACUUCCAGCCUGCGGAACCCUUGCGUCCUGGCGACACAAGACAGAGCUCUGCUUUCAGAUUUAGAGUUGAAUUUGACCAAGAAACCAUUCUUCGCAUCCCGACGCGAGAGUCUUCCAAAGAUUGGCAGUGGAAAGGUCGCGGGGAUGCUGUCCGCGGUGCAUCCAAGUUAAAGAAGCAGCAGCGCAGGAAGCAGAGCCGCGCUGCAGAAGGGGAGAAGGGCAAUGUAGGGCCCGAUAUCCGUCCUUUUGGAUGGUUUGCACUUCGCAUCGCAGAAAACUCAACUAUGCAUUACACAAUGGACAUGGUGCCUGGAAAGUCAGGUUUUUCUAGUCAACUUGAUCUUGAUUUUCGCGAUUCGAAGAUGUCGUCAAGCGUGAACCAUGCUUUGUUAUGGUCUUGCCCCAGGCAACUCAUCACUUGCGAUCUCUCAGUCCCGCUCUCUUGGAAAGCGCUCCGUAGGUGGAAAUUCGGCGUGGAGAACCAAGACAUGGAGCUCUUUUUACUGCGAGAUCACAUAUUCCUUCUAACGGACCUGAUCACGGAUUGGGGUUCUGGCCCCGCACCUGAUUAUCAUACGUUCGUGCCAUUCAUCUAUCAUUUGAGUAUAUCUUUCACAGAUAUACGGCUCUAUGCUAAUGUCAAUGACUCGAAUAUCGUCAGCGACCCCACUAACCUCAGUGACAAUCGUUUGCUUGUGAUCAAGGGCAACAAAUUGACCUCGGAUAUUUCUAUUCCGCUGGACAAGUACCGCGCCGAGCAAAACGUCGUGGAUUUCAACGUCACUCUACAGGACGCUGAGAUCGACUUCGUAGCCCCGGUGUGGGACACACUGCACACGUUCUUGAAGAAUAAAAAAACAGCCACCCUGGAGACCCUAACAAUUGACGGGACUUAUAGUUAUUUCCUUUCGACCUCCCCUGAGUUGACAGAUAUCUUACAACUCAACCUGCAUGGUAUCUCUCCGAGGUUGUACAUGUUUGGGUUUCUUAUCAAGUCUUUCAUGAUUGUGAAAGAGAAUUACUUUGGUGAAGAGAUCCACUUCAAGACACUUGAGGAAUACCAAGAGCUCGCGUAUUCGGGAGAUCCGACUGCAGUACACAAUGGGAUCAACCCGAACAAGAAGACAAAUGAUCUAGACGUGGUUCUGCACGUCACUGUCGAGCACCCACAUGUCUUUCUACCGGAGACUCUGUAUGAUGAUCAUAAUUACGUUCAGCUUACUGCUCCAUGCCUGGAGGUCGAUUUGAGGUUUACAAAUUACUACAUGGAUAUGCAGUUCUCGCUUGCUCCUUUAAGCGCCGCCCUGAAAUCUCACUGGGUGAAGGAGGACCCUAAAAUUCCCGAGACUCAGCUGUUCAUAGAUGGCGCCUCAAUCUAUGGACACCGCAUUUUUGGUCUGCCACCAACAGAACCAACAUACGUUUGCAAUUGGGACUUUGAUGUUGGGAGCAUUAUUGGCGAAUGCUCACCCAAAUUCCUGGCUUCUCUAGCCAGUGCCCUGCAGAGCUUCGAUUUUUCUUUUGACAAUGAAGAAAAUGUUCUUCCUCCUCUCUUUCCUAUUGCUCUCCAUGACGUGACAUUCUUGCGAGCUCGAGUUGCUUUAGUCCAUAUUUCGAUUCUUAUGGACAUUGAUGCUCUCGUACUUAAGUCAGAGACAAUAACGGCGAGGUUCAAUGACUGGGCUCAUGCUAGGUUUUCAAAACGUAUGAGUCUUCUGAUGCCAGACAUAUCCAUUGCUGCAAUUGAUUGCGCUUCUCUUCCAAAAUCUGGCAGUGUGGAUGCUCUUGAAGUGCUUCCACUUGCUUUGCUACAGACUUCUAUCAAACUGAGAAUGGUGCAAAGGAGAAGCGACAUUUCGGAAAGCCGAAGGCUUCAGCAGGCCCAUAUUCGAGCCCAUGAUCAGAGAACCCAGCGCACACCAUGGCUUCUUCUUGACUUGAAUGAACUCGAGUCUGGUACACACUACCCAGGUCAGGAUGUAGCACCCAGACCUACAAUUGCCAUACCAACAAUGCCUGAACCUUUAACAAGAGACUCAGGAUUAGUGGGCUUGCCGCCAAAGGCGUAUCCAAAGGACAAUAGCAGCCAGAGGAGUUUUCUCCUGCGUUCAGACUCCUCCAACAGCGGGAGCGGACUGAAGCAAGGAACGCGGAGUGUAAAAGAGACACUGAGUAUGCCAUCGUCAAUGCAUCAAUAUCAGAGACUCUCUGAGACUGGCAGAGUUGGUCUGAGAUACAGAUCACCCAGGUAUUGGACCAGGGCCUCUCAACAAGGGCCUCAAGUCAAUCCGAAUACGUGGGCUAUCCCAGAAUUCACCUUUUAUCGAAUUCGAUUAAACACGUCUCAGUUGCCUGCCAGCCAGGUGCCAAAUGCUGGUGUUUCUCAAGCAGACCCUCCGGCGCCAAAGUUCGAUCCCCAGUUCUCACCUUCUGAGAGUGACAGUACAACGUAUACCAACUUUAUGGUCGACUUACAUAGAGGAGUCAGGGGCUUCUGUACGCCGAGGUUCCUUUUUGUAAUCUCGGCAUUGGCCGAGUCCCUAGAGUUGCGACACCCAGUUGAGAUAAUUGAUUCGCUACAAAAGGACAUUGUUUCAGAUAUCAUGGCCUACGAAAAGUCUUUACCGAAUCCGAAGAAAGCCACUAGCUUUGCCAUUCGAGCUCCUUUGAUAUCGUUGAAGCUAGUCAACGACUCGGACUUUUUCAGUGCCAACGAAGCCGCUUUCCGAGAUGAAUAUCGGGUAGAGGUUUGCCGCUUAAAGACGGAAUUUAGAACAAGGGUCGAGCGGCAGAAAGGAGAUCUCAUCGCGGGUAUUAAAGAAGCCAUAACUGCGCAUGUCGCUGCUGAGAGUUUCUCAGUCUCGCUUGAAAGUAGUCAAGCUGACCAGCACCGACUGAAGUCCGAAGUCAGCUGUAUGCUGCGCGACAUCAGCUUCUGGAUCAUGACUACACCGACGAUUAGAUCGAACUUGCAGGUUCGUGCUUUUCAUAUAGCCACCUCAACUAAGUCGGUUGAGCAACUCGCCUACCUUGUUCGUCGCACAACUACCAUGCUUGAUUCUGCGACAUCAUCCUUUAAACAUGCCUCUAUACGUCGCCAUAAGCGAAUGCGCUUCUUGAUAUAUCGUCUCACUCAAUCCGCCGCAGAAAUGCCGGAUCCGGUUUUCUUAACGCGCAUAUCCUAUAUGCUUAGGAUGGCCUCUGGACAUCUACGGCAUCAUGAUUCAUGGAAGAUCCUUUCUCGUAUCCGGAACGUCUUUAACAACCUCUCCAUCGAGCAGCAAAAGGAGUUGACCGCAAAAUGCUCAUCUGAUGACAUUACACUCCAUGCGAAUGCAAAAUCUGAAGUCCUUUCUAGCUUUGAUCAGUGGCGAGCCUGGGAUUUAGCUCACGUUGAAAAAAGCUAUGUAAUGCGACGGGUAUGGGGCUUCCCAGAGGAUGUUGUUGAAAAUGCGCCGUUGAAUGCCUCUUUCUCUUCCACAAUCAAAUUGUUUCGUUUUUCGAUUGAUCCUGGACCGAGGGAGAGCGAUUUUGUUGUUCGAGACUUGUCCACUGUUGUCACAUCUGAUUUCCGGCAGGGCGAAUUAACUAACCACGGGGAGAACCCGAGUUCUCUGAUUACCGUAGAGUCUUACUGUCUGUCCGUUAAUCUCCGCCUAAGGUGGGAGAUUCUGGACCUGGUGGAAGGUCUCAUGAAUGCCAUGUCCACUGUCACCUUGGAGUCCACAGCUUCUGAUGAAGUUCCCCAGAAUACUGUGGUAGAACAGAAGGCUCUACAGGUUGUAUUAGGUACAGAUUCAGGAGCUCUGACUGUCGACGGUAUCAACUUGAAACUAGCGCUCGUCGGUGAAGCCAUUCGAAGUUCAAUCAUCUGGACACCUUUGGACCACAAGAGCGCGAGCGCAAGCUUGCUAAUAAGCUCGAAGUCUUCAUCGUUGGAUCUAUCCAAUUUUUCUUCGGCUAUGGUGCAAUGGAGAUUCACCGAACCACACAUCUACUGCUUCCGCGCCACUGAAACCCCAGCGGCUGAGGUGCAGCACGACUGGAAGGUCGCUGUAUCCAGUCGAAGAAUGAGAUUCGACAUGAAUGAUGAUCCGCUAAGUCUCGCCCACAUAGCUGAUCGGGUGAUAGAUGACGAGAUUCAGUUUGUCAAUCAUCUCAUCCAGAACCUGAAUUUGCCAGCACGCCGAUCUCAGGACAAGGCUACCAGCCAAAGACCGCCGCGGCAUAGGUUUCAGGUCGCCACAUUCCUGGAUGACUAUCGCUUGAGCUUCCGCAUACUGCCUUCUCUGGAGUACGCUAUCACCGGCGAGGUAGCGAGAGCUUCCAUUAUAUCUAGGCUUGGACCAAAAAUGGAAAUCGAUUUCGACGUGAAGCGAAACCUCCAUGCAUUUCUUUCCAACGAUGGUGGUAUCCGGCAGCCUGUGUCGGAGCUCGGGUUCCCGCCCAUUAACGGUAGGAUCAUCGCCGACAUAUCACCCAACCGUACCGAGAUGGAUGUCGACGUUACCAUUGAGAUAAUAGAACUCGAGGCUAGUGCCGUGCGGACUCUCCUUGACGUCUUGACAAGGCCUGAAGUCUCUCAUCUAAUAUCUGAUCUGAAACAGAAUAUGGAGUCUCUGAAAUUACAUUUCCAGGAAGUCCUUCCCUUUGAUAUUGGGUCAUCGCAAGUCAGAAAGAGUUCCGAUUCAGUCUUUCUCUACAGGGCGCGGACAUCGAUGGCUGGAACCAAGAUACAUGCUACGGCGCCUGGCCUGAACGGCAAGAACUACUCAGCAGACAUGGAGUUCAGUUUAGGGAUGAUACGUAUGCGGCUCAAUAACGGUUUAGAAGCCGGGUAUCCGACCGAAUACCCUGAAUUCCAAGUUGACACUUCUAGGAUUAGCUUUGAUCUGAGCAAGAAAGCCACUCACAGUGCUGAUUCUUACUGCAGCUUUGCUGUUGAUGCCAAGAUCAAGGGAACAUCCGUCACCGAUGAAAAUGGGAAGACAUUACAAUCGUUCCAUCUGACCAGUGAAAGCUGUAACAUUGAGCUUUAUCCCGAGGCUGCCGCACUUGUUGUUGAUGUUGCUGCUCAUCUUCGAGAGCGGAUCAAAACACUGGACCUCUCGCAUGAGGUAAAGCGUUUAAAGAGGCUUCGCUAUCGAGUCCACUCACAGACGAAGACAAAGACCUCCGAUGUUCCUAGCUUCCAGGUGCCCGAUAAUGGUGCUAAUGGUGAUGACCUUUUCGGUGCCAUAUUCUCACUGGGUUUUAAUAAUAUCCAAGUGGCUUGGAACAUGGCCACCUUUACGCAAGGCGUGUCUCAUCGCAGGGCUGAUGAUCUCGUGUUUUCUAUUAGACGCGUGGAUCUGUCAAACAAGAAAACUACCUCCGCAAAGCUCCGGAUCGAGAAUGUUCAACUUCAGAUGGUGCCUGUCGCGGGUGAUAGGAGAACGCGGUCACUCAAUUCGGCUUCGCUUCCAGAAUUGGUGUUCAAUGUGGCAUACUCUUCAACAGCUGAAGACGUUCGUGUGGCUCUUCAGGCUGCAGGGAAGUCAUUGGAUAUCCGGGCUACUUCUGAUUUUAUCCUCCCCGCAAAUAUGAUUCAAAACUCAAUAGCCUCUGCUGUCAAGACCAUUCGCGAUGCCAACUCUAUCACAGUGUCUAAAUUGUCUGACGACAAUACGAAGCCACGUUCUCUGUUCGGAAAUAAACGGGUUCGUUCCGUGCUCGUUGACGUUGACUUCGCCGGUGCUAUCGUUUCCCUUCAAGGGAAGCAGAGUAAAGACCAGCAAAGCCUUCUUACUGCCACCUUGAAACAAAAAGUAGCCAAAGAAUCGAAGUACGGCCAAUUCGUCCGAGAGGAUGACACAUCAACUGCUACACUACGUGCGCCCGGUGUUGCAUUAAAGGUUCAGUUUGAGGAUAGCGCUCACGAGGACUCCACGCUGAAUGCAGAGUUGAAGAUAGAUGCAUCCACCAAUGUCCUAUUUCCAAGCAUUGUUCCCUUGGUGAGGCAGAUGUCCGCCACUGUGAAGGAAGUGAUGGGAGAGCAAUCAAAGCCCAGGAGACCGUCCAACACCAUGAUGCUGCAGUCGCAAAGACUUAUGCAGGAUACACCCCUUGACACCAGCGAUCCUGCCUCAGUACUCGGCCGGUGCAAACUGAACGUUGGCCUCUUGAUUUGCAAGCAGGAGUUCAGUUUGAGCUGUCAACCCAUAGCUCGAGUCGCAGCUACCGUUGGGUUUGAGAGUGUUUAUGUCGCUAUCAAUACUGUCCAAGCAGACGGUGAUGAACGAUUUUUAGCACUUUCAGUGUCUUUCAAUGACUUUGCGGCGUCUGUGAAGCACGUAUACUCAAACGAGUCUACUGCAAGUUUCGAGGUCAAUUCGAUCGUCAUGUCCUUAAUGAACAGCAGACACCUGGGCAAGUCGAAAGGUAUUUCGGCCGCUCUACGCGUGAGCCCAGUGCAAGUGAUGCUCAACGCGAGACAAGUCCAAGAUCUCUUAUUGUUUCGUGAGAUCUGGGUACCGGCAAGUGAUUCUCCUGACCCAGGCGCAAAAGUCGAGGCAGAGCCCUCAGAGACGCAAGCCUACAUUGUUCAGCGUUACCAGCAAGUGGCCUCUGCUCCUGCAUUCCCAUGGAACACGACAAUCGCGAUUGAAAAAGUGAUAAUCCAGCUUGAUAUGGGAUCAACGCUCGGAAAAGCCCAGUUCGCGAUUGAAGAUUUAUGGCUUUCAUCCCAAAAGACAUCUGUUCGCGAGCAGGUGCUUUGCAUCGGUCUCAAGUCUAUUGGAAUCAAUAGCAAAGGCAGGCUGAGUGGCUUGGCUGAGUUCCAGACCAUCAGAGUGCGUACUUCUAUAAAUUGGCCGGAGGAAAGCUCUGAAAUCAAGACGCCUUUGAUACAAGCCUCGAUCUCUUUCAAUAAGCUUCAGGUAAAAGUCUCCUUUGACUACCAGCCCUUCUUGAUCGCACAUAUAGCGUCCUUCGACUUCUUGAUGUACAAUGUUGGAGGUUCAUCCGACGAAGCGAAUGAGCGAUUAUUUAGUAUCCUAGAUGGUGGUGAAGUACAAGUGUUCUGCACGACUUUAACUGCCUCGCAAUCCCUUGCCCUAAUCCAGGCUUGGCAAAGGCUUAUGCAAGACAAGCAAGCAGCUUACGAGUCGUCACUGAGAGAAAUUGAAAGAUACAUUCGCCGAAAGGGCUCGAUUUUCUCUGAUCGACUCGAAUCAUCUCAAAAGGCGACAAAGCAAGCCGAAGGAGAAACCGAGCUGACACCUAUUUCUCUCCAAACUGGAGUGGUUGUGACCAUCCAUACAAUUCACAUUGGGGUGUUCCCGAGCACCUUCUUUGACAAUCACGUCUUUAAGAUAGAGGCCCAUGAGGCUCAAGCCCGCUUCGACGUGUCACUGGAUAAAGGAAAGAUUCAUAGUGCCCUGGGUCUCACAUUAGGGCAAUUGCGUGUCGCCUUGUCCCCGAUCUCUCGGUCUGAGCCCGUGCCGGUCGAGAAACUCCUUGUAGCCGAGACUGCUACACGCGUGAUUGAAACCCGUGGGGGAACGAUCCUUAAAGUCCCUCGAGUAGUGGCCGGCAUGGAAACGUGGCAGGGUCCAGGAUCACAUCAGAUCGAAUAUCUCUUCCGCAGCAGCUUCGAAGGCAAAGUAGAUGUUGGAUGGAACUACUCCCGCAUCAGCUUCAUCCGGGAUAUGUGGGAAGCGCACUCUCGUGCAUUGGCUUCGCGAUUAGGCAAGCCCCUGCCGCCAUCUGCAGUUCGCAUUACAGGAGGGCUGAACGCAGAAGGUGGCGGAGACAAGAGUGAUCAGCAAGAAAAAAUCACAGCGGUCGUCAACGUGCCGCAGUCUAAGUACAACUACGUGGCAAUCGAGCCACCAGUGAUAGAGACGCCGCAGCUGCGUGACAUGGGCGAGGCUACGCCACCGCUAGAGUGGAUUGGCCUUCAGCGGGACAAGCUCCCCAAUGUCACGCAUCAGAUCAUAAUUGUUACCUUGCUGGAGGUGGCCAAGGAGGUAGAGGACGCUUACGCCAAGAUACUGUGGUCUUCUUGA